AUGGCUGAAGAGCGUUUACAACGAAUAAAAGCUGGUGCAUUUCUGGCAUCGGUUGCAGGCAUUUCUGCUUUUGUGGGCUUUGGUACUACUUUAGCAGCGGCUAGGAAGUCAGAUCCUAAAUAUUUUAACAAAGGUAUUCAAGGUAGUGUAGAAUUAGCUGAUGCUGGAGCCAUUCUUGCAUUAAGGGCGCUCGGGUGGGGUACUUUCUAUGCAAUUGCUGGUACCUCGUGUCUCUGUUAUGGUAUAUGGAAAUUGUCAGGUGCUAAAGAUUUAAAAGACUUUCGAGUGAAAAUGGGAAACAUUCUGCCAAUACUACCUAGGAACAAUCCACCUCAAUCAAGAACAGAAUUUAGUGGUUUAAAUGAUCUUUUAACAUAUAUAUCAGAAGAUUAUGGAAAAAAGAAGUAA
Leptosia nina is the source of this 408-nucleotide messenger RNA. Lineage: Eukaryota; Metazoa; Arthropoda; Insecta; Lepidoptera; Pieridae. The record is from the annotation of a GenBank genome assembly.